Molecule: messenger RNA, 612 nt
Organism: Cercopithifilaria johnstoni
Lineage: Eukaryota; Metazoa; Nematoda; Chromadorea; Rhabditida; Onchocercidae
Source: the annotation of a GenBank genome assembly
AUGGGAAAAAGAAAGAAAACUGAUGGUGAUUCAGUUCUCGGUGAGGCGGAUUCGAAUGGUACAGUGACAAGUUCGGAUGUUGUUACUUCAACUAGUUUAUGCGAUACAAACAACGAUGAGUAUGAUGUUUGGCUAAUUAGAAAGCCGACAAGGAUUCCAUUAAGUGAUUUGUCAUCGAUUAAAUUUCCUCACAAAGCGAAAAGUCGAAUAAGAGUUCUGAUUCCAUCUCGAGCCGAUGCAGUACCAUUGGACUGUCAUUUUCAUCGUCUUUCUUUACCCCACGUUUUUAUCCCAACUAGUGGUAUCAGAACUCAGAAGGAUGCUAUGACACUUAAAGCCACAAAUUUGGUGAAAGGAAUUGUGCAAGUGAAUGAGAAACUUGAUUUAAUAGAUGGUACUGUAGUUCUCACGAAUGAUGAUGGUGUUACUAUUAAACAAGAACCUGGUACGCUGUUGGAAAGUGGAAUACAUGAAAUGAAUUUUAAAAUUAGUUCAAUUCGCAAAAAGCCACAGUUGCCAGCUGACAAUAUAAAGCAACGAUUGAAACCAUUUGGAAUUAUUCCUAAAAAGAAGAGAAAAAAUUGCAAGCUCCCAAAUUUGAUCAAUUGUUAA